AGCAAGGUAUUCUCUCUCACCUCGUGAAUUUGUGCGUUUUCAUUUGGUCUAUUGUACGUGCAUUUUCGAAAUUUAGGAACUUAGGGUUUAUGGUUUAAUUGUUGUAAUGUAUUAUGCAACUAGGAUGCCUAGACGGGGGAAAUCAAAGAAAAACCCCUGGUGUGGACUGGUGAUGCUUAUGUCCCGUUGCCGCUGCCUAGUGGUGUUCCUGUACCGAUGUGCUUCUGCGGUGAUCCUUGCAAGGUAGAUGUGUCCGUUGAAGAGAACACAUAUAGACAGAGAUAUUGGAAGUGUGCCAACUAUGCCUUCGAUUCAACACCUCGUCAGAUCCGCAUUGGGUUGCUGACCCCUCCCCCGCUCUGUGACUUUGAGCAGUGGAUUGACACUGAGAUCAAGGAGGAGGACAAGAGGUAUAUGGAGAUGUGCAAGAAGUGGGAAGCAGAGCGGCUGGAGAGGGUGGAGAAGAGACGCCAUGAGGAGGCAGCAGAAAAAGAGCGGCAGGAAGAACAACAAAGGAGGUUGGCAGCUGAGCGUAGGGAAGAGAGGGAGCGGAAGCUUGAGCGUGUUUGUCGUGCCAAAGCGGCAAUGGAAGAGAAUCCAGAUGCCUUGAGGAAGAGGAAGUGGCCUCGUUGCACGCAGUAGAAUGUGUGUUUAACUUGGGCAAGUCUAGCGACUAAUGAACUAUUCUGGUCGACAGAUGUCGUGCUAUCAUGUAAUGAUCUAUUAGGUGUGUUGUCUUUCAUUUUAGUUUGAAUUAUCUGAUCGCAUGUUCUUGUGUUGUCACGUACUGAACUAUU
This is a messenger RNA of Panicum virgatum (switchgrass), 797 nucleotides long. Its product is annotated as inner centromere protein-like. The record is from RefSeq and is a predicted model, not a curated record. The transcript has 2 exons. NCBI's taxonomy places the organism in Eukaryota, Viridiplantae, Streptophyta, Magnoliopsida, Poales, Poaceae. The coding region runs from base 217 to 642 and encodes 141 amino acids.